Tupaia belangeri chinensis (Chinese tree shrew) is the source of this 1161-nucleotide messenger RNA. Its product is annotated as zinc finger CCHC-type and RNA-binding motif-containing protein 1-like. Gene Ontology annotation, molecular function: RNA binding; zinc ion binding. Gene Ontology annotation, cellular component: U12-type spliceosomal complex. The record is from RefSeq and is a predicted model, not a curated record. The transcript is spliced from 6 exons. The coding region runs from base 1 to 1161 and encodes 386 amino acids. Gene Ontology annotation, biological process: mRNA splicing, via spliceosome. NCBI's taxonomy places the organism in Eukaryota, Metazoa, Chordata, Mammalia, Scandentia, Tupaiidae.
AUGAAGUUAGAUUUCCAUAUCGAUGUUCAAUUAACUGUGGUUCAAUUUGCUGAUCUUGCUGGGACUCAUAUGAAAGGGGUCUUGGCUGGGACACUUGGUCUCUGGUCCAUGUGGUCUGUCAACUUGCAACAGAACUCAGGCCUGGGGGAUCACAAGAGUUAUAACUUGUGUCCAUCCUUGCAUCAUUUCAUGCUAGGUUUUCAUCUUUACCACUUUGAUGAUACCUCGCAACUUCUGGAAAUAGGUCAUCAGCUUCUGUAUCUGCAAGUGCUAUCUCUGUUUCGCUCGCCUGCGACGCGGCCCUGGAUCUCAGCUCAGGAGAUCAAUGAGUGUGUCACUGAGCAUACUUAUGACCUCAUAGGUAUGGACAUAUUUGAUGUGCUUACUUUCAUCAAAGUAAUUUUUCUUACUGGUUCUCAAAUUUUUCCAUCUCUUGUCAGUGAGUGCCUCUUCUUGUUGACUUCUGAAUGCUUUGACACAGCCCAGGUUUUGCAUCCUGUGUCUCCUGAAGAUACGAGUGGUGGAUUGGCUCCUAGUAAGAGUACUGUGUAUGUAUUCAACUUGCCCUUUUCCCUGACAAACAAUGACUUAAACCAGAUAUUUUCCAAGUACGGCAAAGUUGUAAAGGUUACUAUAAUGAAAGAUAAAGAUACCAGGAAGAGUAAAGGGGUUGCAUUUAUAUUGUUUUUGGAUAAAGACUCUGCACAAAACUGCACCAAGGCAAUAAACAACAAACAGUUAUUUGGUAGAGUGAUUAAAGCAAGCAUUGCUAUCGACAAUGGAAGAGCAGCCGAGUUCAUCCGAAGGCGGAAUUACUUUGAUAAAUCUAAGUGUUAUGAAUGUGGGGAAAGUGGACACUUGAGUUAUGCCUGUCCUAAAAAUAUGCUUGGAGAACGUGAACCUCCAAAGAAGAAAGAAAAAAAGAAAAAAAAGAAAAUUCCUGAGCCAGAAGUAGAAAUUGAGGGGAUACAAGAAAGUGAAGAUGAAGGGGAAGAUCUUGCUCUGGACAGCCUCAGUCAGGCCAUAGCAUUCCAGCAAGCCAAAAUUGAAGAACAAAAAAAAUGGAAACCCAGUUCAGGUGGUCCCUCAAUAUCAGAUAAUUCAAGACGCCCCAGGAUAAAGAAAAGCACAUAUUUCAGUGAAGAAGAACUUAGUGAUUAA